UUGAAAUUAAAAAUAUGUUUCCAAAAUUUUUCCGAGAAAAUUAACAACAAUAGUAAAUGAAAUUGGCUCAAUAAUGGAAGAUUAUAACACAGAGAAUACCAAAAAUGGGUUUUAUAAAGAAGAGUUUGUGGAAGAUUCUAAAAUCACCAUUGAUGGCGGAGAACGAAUUCAAAAGAUUGCUACUGACGAUAAUGCUUCUGAAGAUAAUGCUUCUGAAGAUAAUAUGGAAAUUGGCAUCUGUACCAGCGAAGUUAUUCAUGAAACUGAACAAUAUGUAUUUAAAAAACGUAAAGAGGAAUAUUUGCCUGAGUUUACGCAACAAAGUUUUUCAAGCCUACAAGAUAUGAAUUUUAGAGUUAAGGCUGGUGAAAAUAAGACUGUUCUUGAACGCUUCAGUGAUCAUUCUCAACUUAAAAGAGAACAAUAUAUACCCAAUAACGAAUUUGAUAAUACUCAUACUAAGAAUGAAGCUGAAGAAUUAAAUAAAGAUUUCAUGGUAUGUAAAGACAAUAUAAUGAGGAAAAAAGUAGAAUUAUGGUUUGAUGAGGAGAAUAUUGCUUCCAAAUAUUUUUGGAAAAGUUUAACACUCUAA
Messenger RNA from Teleopsis dalmanni, 592 nucleotides. RefSeq lists its product as uncharacterized. The transcript is spliced from 7 exons. NCBI's taxonomy places the organism in Eukaryota, Metazoa, Arthropoda, Insecta, Diptera, Diopsidae. Bases 74 to 592 code for a protein of 172 amino acids. The record is from RefSeq and is a predicted model, not a curated record.